UUUGUCACAUCCAAAAUGGACAGGCAUUUUUUUGUCACUUGGCUGUUUUUUUCUUCACUACAAGUAUUUGUGGAACCUGCGGCACCUGAGAAUGCCAUCGAAAUCUACAGCCUGCAUGUGGACUGCAAAGUCACCUCACGAUAUGCCCACACAGUAAUCACCAGCAGAGUUGUCAACAGAGCGAAUGAAUCCCAGGAGGCUCUUUUUGAAGUGGAGUUACCCAAGUCAGCUUUCAUCACAAACUUUAGCAUGACAAUAGAUGGAGAAACAUAUCCUGGAAUAAUCAAGGAGAAGAAAUCUGCACAAGAUCAGUAUGAUGCUGCGGUUUCACAAGGACAGAGUGCUGGACUGGUCAAAUCAACUGGAAGAAAACUAGAACAGUUUCGUGUUUCAGUCAAUGUUGCAGCAGCUGCCAAAGUUAACUUUGAACUCACAUACGAGGAACUUCUAAAGCGAAAGCUGGGAAAGUACGAACUGCUGAUCAAGGUCAAGCCCAAACAACUUGUUAAACACUUUCAGAUUGAUACCCACAUAUUUGAACCACAAGGUAUAAGUGCACUGGAAACUGAGAGCACUUUCAUCACCAAUGAACUGAACAAUGCUCUAAUAAAGGUGCAGAAUGAGACAAAGGCCCACAUUUCAUUUAAACCAACCAUAGAUCAACAAAGAAAAACCCCUGGACUGGAUGACACACUGCUCGAUGGAGAUUUUCUCAUACGUUAUGAUGUUAAAAGGAGUGAGACUGCAGGUGAUAUACAGAUUGUUAAUGGAUAUUUUGUGCAUUAUUUUGCACCCAGUCAAAUGCCAGCAUUUCCCAAAAACGUGGUCUUUGUCAUAGACACGAGUGGAUCUAUGGGGGGGAAGAAAAUACGGCAGACAAAAGAGGCAAUGAAAAAGAUUUUGGAAGACCUUAAUCCUGAAGAUUACUUUAGCUUAGUUCUCUUUAGUGGAACUGUGAGGUUAUGGACUUCAUCUUUGUUGCAAGCUACAGAGGAGAACGUGGAACGGGCUAAACGACAUGUUGAGACCAUUUCUGCUGGAGGAACAACAGAUAUUAAUGGUGCUCUUCAGAAGGCAAUACUCUCACUGGACAAAGACACCACAGCUGAGCUAUUGCCAGACCAAAGCAUUUCCAUGAUAAUUUUGCUGACAGACGGUCAACCUACUACUGGUGAAACAAACAUUGAUAAGAUUCAAAGAAACAUACGGGAAGCUAAUGAGGGGAAGUACUUCCUCUACUGCCUUGGCUUUGGGUUUGACGUCAGCUACACAUUUUUGGAGAAGAUGGCUUUAGAAAAUGGGGGAGUGGCUCGCCGAAUAUACGAGGACUCAGAUGCAGCCUUGCAGCUCCAGGGCUUUUAUCAUGAGGUAGCUACGCCUAUCCUGAAAGAGAUUGAAAUGAAGUACCCAGACAAUGCCGUACUGGAAAUAACUCAGAACAAUUUCAAGUUGCUCUUUGAUGGCUCUGAAAUUGUUGUAGCUGGAAAGCUCGGCAAUGACGUUGAUGAUCUUCCUGUGGAAAUUAAGGCUAAAGGACAUGCCAGUGAACUUACUCUUAAAGAAGAGGCAAAUAUAAGAGAAAAGGAGCAAGUAUUUCAGCAUCAGAAAUACAUCUUUGGAAAUUUCAUUGAGAGAUUAUGGGCCUACUUGACAAUUCAACAGCUACUAGAAAAAUCUGCUUCAGCUGAUGGAAAACAGCAGGAAAACCUGGAAGCUCGAGUUUUGAACAUCUCCUUGAAGUUUGGAUUUGUUACACCCCUCACUUCCAUGGUGGUCACCAAACCUGAUGCUCAAGAGGUGGCAAACAAGCCUACAGAGGCAGAUAAUGAGAAUAUAAACACUGUUGCAGCUGGAACGUCUGGCAUGAAGAAAUCUUCUAGAAUUGUAGGAGGUAGCGAUCCUCGUGACAACUCCAGGAGAUAUCCAUUUUCAUUUCCAUCAAGAAGUAGAAUUGCAGAAGGGAAAUCCUUUUUUGGUGGCUUCUUCAAUUACCUAUUUGAUUCUCGAGUAGGACCAUCUAGGCGUUACUAUGACCAUCCCCAAACCGAUUUUGUUAUUACUGCUGCGCAAGGCAACGUUCAGUCUCUCCCAGACACUGUUAAUGAGUAUCCAAGUUUCAUUCUUCAACUGACUCAUGAAAAAAAUCCCAUUUGUUUAAAUAUCAAUGGACAGUUGCAAAUACCCAUAACCCUGCUAACUGAUGCAGGCAAAGGGAUCCAAGUGACUGGCAAGCUUGGAGAAAACAGAAAGUUUGUGGAGUUCAACGUAAUCUAUCAGACACCCAAUGUGCAAAUCAACGUGUCAAUGGGAGAAAUUAUACUGAAUGAUCAGGGCAAUGUGAGCUCUUUCCCAUGGACAAAGAAUGCAUCUUUAACAACUAGAGGGUUGAGCUUUCUUAUUGAAAAGGAAAGGAGUCUUUCACUAUCAGGACCAGAUGGUAUCACAAUACAAGUUUAUUAUAUGAAGAACCCUCUUAGUUUCCUUGGAUUGCACUUCAAGAAUAGUGAACUUUUUUCUAACAACAUUGCUGGACUUUUUGGUCAGUUUUACUCUAAUAAACGUCUUCAAAGACACAGCAAUAGAAAGAAGAUGUUGACUGUACGAGGACAAUCAUAUAGUUUCACAAGGCAAAACAAGAAAGAUUACAGGAUUGAACAGGGAGCCAAUGUCAAUUUUACCUGCUGGUCACUGGAUAUAACUCCUUGAAGAACAGCAUUUAAAGCAGUAAAAAUGUCCAUCUUUUGUAUUAAGUGUAACUAUUACAUUUCAUUUCAGUGAUAACUAUUAAAAUUGUAAAUGUUUAAUGCAGAAUUUUAAAUGUGGAGCCAUUAAAUCUAAUCAUCUAAUUGGACAAAUUUCAGGGCAGGCUUUUGUUUUGUUUUUUGCUAAUUUGGCAACACAGACAAGGAACAAAAAAUUAUCAUUUAUGGUUACUAAAAGGGAGGGAACCAGUUUGACAAAGACACUGUGUGGGGUGGGGUUGUACACGAUCUAUAAUACAGUUACUAAAAAUAUUCUGAAA
Podarcis raffonei (Aeolian wall lizard) is the source of this 3022-nucleotide messenger RNA. Its product is annotated as inter-alpha-trypsin inhibitor heavy chain H4-like. NCBI's taxonomy places the organism in Eukaryota, Metazoa, Chordata, Lepidosauria, Squamata, Lacertidae. Gene Ontology annotation, molecular function: serine-type endopeptidase inhibitor activity. The transcript has 21 exons. Gene Ontology annotation, biological process: hyaluronan metabolic process. The record is from RefSeq and is a predicted model, not a curated record. The coding region runs from base 16 to 2706 and encodes 896 amino acids.